AUGCAAGCCAAUGUCGUUGCUCGGCGCACCCAGUUUUCCAGUUGUGACGAGUGCCGUCGAUCCAGAGUGGGUUGCGACGCUCUGAGCCGUAGCAAUGAGACUGGCGACUCGGCUGCUUCUUGCACCCGGUGCUUGAAUCGCAACCAGCAAUGUACUUUCAAGUGGAUGAAAGAGAAGGGCGCCGAGCCAAAGCGCGCACCAUUGGGCCGACGCAAGCUUCGCCGGCAAUCCGAGAUAUCUAGUUGUGGUGGCCCGAAGGACCUUAAUGACAGACAGGAUGACCGAAUGGCCUCGUCUCCUCGUGAUCCUUGGGACCCCACCAAGCCUAGGCAGACCACUGUCUCUUCACCGGCAGCUACAGAUUCGACAACCGGUUCGGUUUCGGACUUGCUGAGCCCGCUGGAGAAUACCUGGCUUCAGGUUCUUUACUGCGAUGGUUUUGACGCAGUUUUCGGGUCUUGGAUGGGCAGGGACGGCUGUCCAUUCCUCUUCGCCGAACACAGCCUGGCAGGGAAGCAUGUCAACAUUGCCGAGGUUUGUGGUCGGCUCGACCGGUGGGUAGCUGAGAACUCUGAUGAUGAGAGGAAUAACCCUCUCCGCGCUCCAGUCCGUGAACCUCGCAUAAAAGACAGAUUGAUUGAUCAGUCAAUGCGAAGCACGAUUGCUGCUUUUUCAGCCCGAUGGCUCUACGUUACCGUCAAGGGCGCUGGGUCAGAACAACACCACCAAAACAUUGUGCUUGCCCUUUGGAGAACUGCCCGGCGAGAUAUGCUUCGAGUCAUUAAUCGACCGUCGUAUCGGUCUAUGCUUUCGUUGUUUUUGUUCGCCUUGACACCGAUUCCCACUGGCAUAUCAGAGGAGGAGGAGAUUGAUGGCAUUUCGGGGCAAGCGUGCGUGCAUGCGGCCUUGCAACAGAUACAAACCCUGCGAGCGAGACAGCGAAACUUACAAUUCAGUGGAUCAAAAGUGUCACCGUCCACAGUCAAGUCAAAAUCCGUCGUAGCUAACCCCGAUGCCAUCGGCAGCUCAGACUUUAUUGCCGCAGAGAGUAUUGCUUACUGGGCAGCUUUAACAUUCGAUACUUCAGCAUCUUUAACUCUCAACUGUCGCCCCUUGUUGUCUUCUGGUCUGUUCGGAUUCGAGGCUGAGCUUCCUUGGCGGCUGAUACGAACUGGCGCGAAAAUGUUUUAUGAAAUGACAAAGACUUGGCGCGCUGAUGGAGUCAUCGACAUGACAGAUGAGCGAGCAAACCAAAUUAUUGCCAGCGGAAGUGCAUGGAAACUCCUUGCGUGGAAGUUGACAUCAGUCUUCAAAGAGGCUCUGCGCGACGGACAUAAUGAAUCAGAAGUCAGUAGAGCGUUCGGCUUUGUCACUGGCGCAAUUCAACAAUUUGACGACGUCUUCCGACGACCUUUAGAGGCGUGUCAAAGGCGAAUGCACUUUCUCGGACAACAAACAAAACUUCGCUGGUACUCCUUAAUGUUGCAUUACCAUCUUAGCAUACUGAUGUUCAUCGACAUCAUUGAAGCCACUGAACGAUACGACUUGUUGGCCAGCGUGACUGAGACCAACGCCGACGCAGAAAACGCUGUUAUGAAUGCCCUGGUUUUUGGGCUUCAAAACUCUUUUACCAUGACUGUUGCAUCACCUUCCACUCAACAAGAUGCCGAGGACGCGUUCGAGGCAUCUUUCACUGUACCCAUCAUAUCUAUCGAUCCAUACCCGCAUCACGUCGUUGCUAGUGUCCAGCUUAUACGGAAAGCUAUUGACAGGGACUUGAGACAAGGCAAGAUUACUGAUGAAUCGCAUGCAAGUCUUCGAUCUACACUGGAAGCGGCGCUAAGCCAUCUUCCCCAAAGUUCCAAGUCCGUGCAGGCAGCACGGAACCGAUCUUCUGAGAUGGGAACGACGGAUGCGAUAUUGUCGCGUCAAGAUCCGUAUGUAGUCUUGCAAGCACAGUUCGCGGAAUAG
Messenger RNA from Metarhizium brunneum ARSEF 3297, 1971 nucleotides. RefSeq lists its product as uncharacterized. The record is from RefSeq and is a predicted model, not a curated record. Gene Ontology annotation, biological process: regulation of DNA-templated transcription. Gene Ontology annotation, molecular function: zinc ion binding; DNA-binding transcription factor activity, RNA polymerase II-specific. Lineage: Eukaryota; Fungi; Ascomycota; Sordariomycetes; Hypocreales; Clavicipitaceae.